Messenger RNA from Styela clava, 4091 nucleotides. RefSeq lists its product as uncharacterized. The record is from RefSeq and is a predicted model, not a curated record. NCBI's taxonomy places the organism in Eukaryota, Metazoa, Chordata, Ascidiacea, Stolidobranchia, Styelidae.
GAAUGAUUUCUCAAUGGUCAAAAAGCUGACAAUUUUUAUAUCAAGUCGAUUUUGAUACUGUUCAACUCAUAUGUGGUUUAUUCUUGAUUAUAAACACAUGAAGACUCAAUACAAAAAACAUGGUAAGAGUUCUGAUAUAGGAUUUGCAAGCAACCACUGACAUGAUUAAAAAAUGCAGUCGUAUAUAUGCAAAAUGGCAGUGAUAGCGGUAGACACAUGAAUUGAAACAAUUUAAAAUAAAAACUGCCAGGAAAAUUAAUGAAAAAUUCCACAAAGUAAUAUUUUUGAUUGAAAAAAGUAAUGUCGCAGAAUAAUAUUGCUUUUACUGCGAAAUCGUGAUGCGCUAACUGUGAAACGAUGUUGUUACUUUUGAGCAAAAAGUGGAAACAACAAUUUCUUCCAAGCUUUGCGACCCCCUUAACCCCCCGCUGGAUGCGCCCCUGUGCACAGCAUACAGUCGGCAGCCCGCAUCCUUAUCAUGCAGCCUGUAAAGUGAUUUAAAAAUUCUACAUAUGCGAUUGGUGCGUUUAGAACAAUUUCCAGUUAAUAGACUCAUGGUUUCAUUCAAGUUACUUGCACAAUCUCAAUAUUGCGUUAACGAUUGUUGUGAUCUAGACCUAACAGUUGAAAUAACUAUUUCGAAUAAUAAUCAAUUCAAUUCACUCCUGUUCAAUUAUUGUAAUUGUGGCAAUAUUUUCUUUAUGAUAUCACACAACACUGGCAUAUGAUAUCUAACUUGUUCAAAUAUUUCUUAUCACAUUCCAAAAUAUUGUUAAUCAUUGACAAGUUCCUAAGACUGUAAUUACUUUUGAUUUGAGAUUUUAGCAGGACCAUGCCAGUACAGCAUAUUAUAGCAUGAAUGAACAAUGAAAUUGUUUUAAGGAACGUUAAGACAAAAAGGAGCUCGCACGAAAUGGUCUGAAAACACUUGUGUGGAUGAAGAAAUGGCAAAAAGUUCAGUCAGCAUAGUGUUUUUAAUUCUUAUUUCACCAUCUUUAUUGAAUUUAAAGGCUAUUCAAUGCAAGUCAUCACAAUAUGGUGUCGAAGAAUUUAUUGGAUUAACUGACGGAAGAUGUCUGAGUUGCGAAGAAAAUGCAACAACUAGCAAUCCUCCAAGACCAAGAAAAAAGGAUGUAACAGCUAUACCUCCACAAGAUACAUAUUUAUCUUGGUAUCUAACAGAAGGAAAAAACAAAAGAAUUGCAUUAAACAUUACAUGGAGUAUAAGAGAGUCACACAUUCCUGAUCAAGAACACCGGCAUCACUUAAAAGGAUUUUACAUCACUGUUACACACUCUUCCGAAUAUUUUGCGUUAUAUACAUUCAAAGUUAAAAUUUACAAGAACAAAUGUAAACGUAUACAGAUUGGACGAACCAACUUAAAAGAUUUACAGGACAUUGUUUUCAGCUAUGAGCACUACGGUGCUACUAUAUCUCAAGUAAUUCGACCAAACGAUAUCAUACAAGUUACAUACGAUUCAAUUCCAUUGGCAAAACAGAAUGAUACAAUGAAAACAAAACCGGAGGAAAUCCAAAUUCCAGAUUGUCGUUCUGAAGAAUCUCUGGAAUUUUUGGAAAUAAAUUCAAAAGAUAUUAUAUCAAGUGAAUGUAGAGAAGCAAUAAAAGAUAUUAAACAACGAUUGGAUGAUGAAAUUGAACAAGUUAAGAUAGAACAAGAUUGGAUGAACCAAACUACAACAAAUAGCACAUCUUUGCAAAGCAAAGAAAAUUUGUAUCCUUAUUAUAUAAAACUCACACACUCUCUACUUGUAAUAUUUUCAAUAGUUUUUAUAAUAACUGUAAUAACUGUAUGUAUCAAAUCUGAAAAAAAGAAAAGAGCAGAUAGAAUAGAAGAACCUCUUUCUAUAUUGCUGAUAGCAGACAACAGUAAUGACAAAAACAUAAAAUUAUCGUGCAAAUUGAUUGGAAAGCUUCGUAAAAAGUAUGGAUACAAGAUAACUUGUAACUUGGAAGAGAGAGAGAUUAUUUCGAAGGAUGCAACACAGUGGUAUAUUACACAGAUGAAUACAAACGAUGUGAUCAUAUUCACUGCAAUUCAGGACAAGUUUACGUUUAACGAGGUUGUGCAAACCGGGACUAAUGGUCACACUGGCUCAAACCCUCUCACCACUACUAAUGAUUUUUCUGAGGAGUUCCAUAUUGCAAAAAACUAUCUCUUUAAAAACUGGGAACAUGUAAACAAAGACUGCCUCGUUUUAGUCAAAAAAGCAGAAGAUAAAUCAUUCUCAAAAUUCAGAAGAAAACUUAGGUUUUAUGUUUACGCAAAUUUAAAACAGGAUGACUUUUAUAAAAUGUUAUCAGAAUGUCAAAAAAGAAAGCAUAAAAUAAUAUGAAAAAAAUGUUUGGUUCACGCAAUGUAAUUGAAAUAUUAUGUGUAUUGAUUCUGAAUGCAUUUCAAACAUGAAUAAGGAAAGGAAAUGGGGAACGAUAACAAUACAACCGAAAUGAAAGAUGCCAAGAUGUGUGCUGGUGCUAUUGCUAUACCAGGUUGUCCAAAACGAAUCAAAUAUUCGUAUAUCAAAGAAGUAUCAAAGUAUAUUAGUACUGACCAUCCAUGGUGCUAUAAACUGCUACAGGAAGGUAGAAAGAAAAUCUACUUUAAAUAUUUUUAUUUCUGUUUUUUUACUUUGCUUUAACAUGCAAAAUUUUAACUUUUAUCUGUAUAAAUUUACCGAAAAUGCAAUAAUCUGAUGCAACAAAUGAGAAACAAUAAGAGUGCCUGCUGAUAGUUCAAUGGAAUGUAAGCAGGGUUUCCUUAUUAACAUAGUCAGAUUCAGAUAUUUAUUCUCGUCGUGGGUGAUAUGAAAUUUAUGAAAAAAAAAUAAACUACAUGUCACAAAUUACAAAAGGGAUAUCGGCAGUUGACGAGGGGUUGCGAAAGACUCAAUGAGUCAUCUAGUCGGCGAGACCAUAAGCUGGAAAAGAUCAUCUGUGACACAAGAGACAUGUGCUUUUAUGUCAAAUUCAACAUCCCUUUAUCUGUAAGUUGGGUAGUUCCUAAAAGUCAUAUUUUAUAUACAUUUUGAUUACAUAGCUGCGAUAAGUCCUAAUUAUACCAGAGCAAUAAAACGAAUUCAAAUUUUUACAUAAAUAAGUUCAGAAAUUUCUUCUAACUAAAGAAAUCAAUGCAAGCAGUCGGCAAGCAUAAGAGAUCCAAUCAAAUUUAAUAAAGAUUAGGAUAUUUCUGGUGAAACAACUGAAGAAUCGGACAAAAAAGGUCAAUCAUAAUUCAGUAAAAUCUCUUGGCCCAGGCAAGCUUUUAGGCCUAAUAUCAGAAGGACAGAAUCGACAGAACUAAUAAAAAAACUAGUGAUAAGGCCAAGUGUUAUAAACAUAUCAAGGAAUCAUUACUUCUGCUAUAAAUGUGUAACUAAAUUUAGAUCAAACUUAUAAACCAGGAUGCAUAUGUAUUUGUUUUAGUACAAAAUACCAGUUAAUAAUUACCCUUAGUCGACAAUUCAAACAAAAUAAAAUUUAUGGAGCAAAGAGUUCACAAUGUUGAAAAUUGAGAAUGCUGAAACCCAGUAGGUAGUGACUCAAUUUUAUAAAUAUAAUGACUGAACAGACUGUAUUUUACAAUAUGUUUUGUUUUGCCCAUUUCUUGCAUAUAUUAGAAUACAACAUGAUCUCCGGCAUAAAAUAUGUAAUGCAUCAUAUGUAUAAGUACAUUGAGCAUACAGAAUCAAAUCAAUCUAACCUUCAAAACUUAUCCAAACUUCAAUCUUACCUGCACCCUGGCCUCCCUCUCGCUGGGAGACAAUAAUGAAAAUUGGUGCCUUUACCCUUAGCUGGCCUUUCUAAUGUUUGGAGCAAUAAUGAAAAUUAGUGCACAUACCAAUACCCUGGCCUCCCUGACGUUGGGGGUAAUAAUGAAAAUUGGAACAUUUACCAGUACCCUGGCCUUCCUCACGUUGGGGGCAGUAAUGAAAAUUGGAACAUUUAUUUACCAGUACCCUGGCUUUCCCCACGUUGGGGGGUAAUAAAGGUUUUAGAGGACAUUGCAUUUUUAGUUAAGCAUUGCAAUGUGAAUUUCGAGAAUUCUUGCAACUAACCUUUUCACUUAAACUCGA